This is a messenger RNA of Brassicogethes aeneus, 474 nucleotides long. The record is from the annotation of a GenBank genome assembly. Lineage: Eukaryota; Metazoa; Arthropoda; Insecta; Coleoptera; Nitidulidae.
AGUUUGAUAGUGGAAUUUGAUUAACAUGUUUGCUUCUUAUAUGUUUAGUGUGCUUUUACUGUUAGCUACAGUUAAUGGAAAAUUUUUACAAGACACCUGCUUGACGCCUAAUUCCGAAAGGGGUAUUUGCAUUAAUUUGCAGGAAUGCCCUCCAAUUUUCGCUUUGUCUAAUGAUUUUACAAAUCAAAUAACCUUGGAAAUUCUGAAAUUUCUAAUUGGAUCACAAUGCGGAUUUGUCAAGUCUAAUGCCAAAGUUUGUUGCCCUCUGAGCGAAUUAAAUAAAGAAGACAUUUCGAACCAAGAAUCCGUUGCAAGCAACAGUUUUGUAUUAACGCAGUAGAUUUUUACUUUUUAUGUAGAUUUAAAAAGUAAAAGAUAUUUAAAUAUGUGUGACAUAUUAUACUUGAUAAGUUAUUGAUAAAUAAGUACGAUGCAAUCAAUGCGUUGUAAGUAAUAGUUUUAGGUAAUAAAAUU